AUGUCCGUCGACGUCCACUCAGCGUACCCAGCAAGCCGGCAACCUGCCAACUUGCAGGAUGAAUCCGAUGUCGAAGAAGAGGCCCUGGUAAACAACUAUAAAGAGCAGGUACACUUCGACGAUGGAAUGAGCGAGUUGGAGCACACUACGUCGCUAGGAGCUACUUCACAAUCGCAAGGGAUUCAGGCCCAGCUGGCGGCUGCGGCCACCCCGUUGGAAUUCCAGGCGACCCUCGAAACGAAAUUUGCGAGUUACGAUAACUAUUGCAGUCUGUUUCACUAUAUUUUGAAUUCGGACGGGCCGGUGGAUUUAGAGGUGCCUUCGUAUUACUGGGCAUGGGAUGUGAUUGAUGAGUUCAUCUACCAAUUUGAAUCCUUCUGCCGUUACCGGAAUCGGGUUGCGCGAACCGGGUCGAAUGAAGAGGAAGCACAGCUCUUGCGAGAAAACCCAAACACAUGGGGCUGCUACUCUGUACUCAAUGUCCUCUACUCGCUUAUCCAGCGCUCUCAGAUUAAUGAGCAGCUCGCCGCUAUCAAGGCCAACGAGGACCCAAUGACCGUUGCUGGAGAUUAUGGCUCUCGCCCCCUCUAUCGUAUGCUGGGGUACUUCUCAAUCAUCGGGCUUCUACGUGUCCACUGCUUGUUGGGCGAUUUCAGCCUCGCGCUCAAGACCCUGGAUGACAUUGAAAUGAACAAAAAAGCCAUGUUUGCCCGGGUUAUGGCUGCCCAUUUUACCACGUAUUACUAUGUUGGUUUCUCCUACAUGAUGAUGCGCCGCUAUGCGGACGCCAUCCGCACCUUCAGCCACAUCUUGGUCUACGUCUCGAGAACCAAGAAUUUUCAAAAGGGCCGAGAGAGCUUCGAUGCGAUUGCCAAGAAGAAUGACCAAAUUCUUGCGCUCGUGGCCAUCUGUGUCGGUUUCCACCCUACCCGGCUGGACGAUACCAUCCAUUCCGCCCUGCGUGAAAAGUAUGGCGAUCAGUUCAUCCGUCUACAACGUGGAGGCCCGGAUGCCCUCCCUCUUUUCGAGGAAUUAUUCCGCUCUGCUUGCCCGAAAUUUAUCAGCCCCACUCCCCCAGAUUUUGACAAUCCAUCUCUCAACGUCGACCCUGUCGAUCACUACACAGCUAUCUUUAUGGAUGAAGUCCGUAACACCCUGUGCAACCCAACCGUCAAAUCAUACCUUAAGCUCUAUACAACCAUGGAUUUGAAGAAACUUGCUGGUUUCCUCGACAUUGAACCCGAACAGCUUCGCUCGUGGCUCCUCGUCAACAAGCUUCGCAGCCGGCAAGUCAGAUGGUCCGAAGGCGGUCUUUUGGAGGGUGAAAUUGUCAAUUCCAGCGAUCUGGACUACGCUAUUGAAGGGGAUUUGAUACAUAUCAGCGAAGCUAAAGCUGGAAGAAGAUUGGUGGACUGGUAUUUGCGUAACCUUGCCCGGACUUACUAG
Molecule: messenger RNA, 1446 nt
Organism: Ophidiomyces ophidiicola
Lineage: Eukaryota; Fungi; Ascomycota; Eurotiomycetes; Onygenales; Onygenaceae
Exons: 2
Coding region: 1-1446 (481 amino acids)
Biological process (GO): translational initiation
Cellular component (GO): eukaryotic translation initiation factor 3 complex; cytoplasm
Molecular function (GO): translation initiation factor activity
Source: RefSeq, a predicted model, not a curated record